This is a messenger RNA of Pichia membranifaciens NRRL Y-2026, 1747 nucleotides long. RefSeq lists its product as hypothetical. The record is from RefSeq and is a predicted model, not a curated record. Lineage: Eukaryota; Fungi; Ascomycota; Pichiomycetes; Pichiales; Pichiaceae. Gene Ontology annotation, cellular component: cytosol. The transcript has a single exon. The coding region runs from base 28 to 1656 and encodes 542 amino acids.
AAGUGAUAUAAAACUUGUUUUGUCAGCAUGGCCACGAACAUGGAGGUCCAGCUUUUAGAGAAACUGCGGGCAUUUUUCGAAGAUGGUUUUGGAAACCCCAAUUCGCUAAUCACGGAUCUCGGAGAGGUUGUUCAGAUGUCAUCUUUGAUGAUGACAAACGACAACAUGUGGAUUUAUUGCGUAAAUUUGUCUGAAGAUGAACAAUUGUGGAAAUUGCUUAAAGCAUUGAUGAUCAAAGUGACUGGACUGCGGAAACUAAGCAUAGAACAAUUACGAAUAACCAAAGGAAUCGUUUUAAUUGUACGCAACCUACUGAUAACCCAUGAAAAAAAGGCUGAAAUGCAAAGCAAAUCAGUUGACUACAACUUCUUUCUGGAAUACUUUCAUCUGGCGUACAAAAUAGGUAAGCACUUGAGUAUCAUUUUCAAAAGCGAAGAAAAAGAUGUUUUUAAGUUGAAAACUCUAGAUGUUUCAGUUGUGUGUUUUCAAUGCAUGUUCAAUAUCUUGCAGUGCUUAUCGGAGUCAUCGAAAAAGGAUUUAACUGAGUUUUCUAGCACUCUGGACUUAUUGAAUGAUAUCUUAGUUGAAAUGAAAUCUACUGGAGGUGUGUUCGAAAUUAAGCAGAUUGUCUUGCAAUUCAAGGAGUUUUGUAUGUCACCUGAAGGCCGAAGGGUAGUAGCGGACCACGAUUGUCUCAUGCUGAGGAAUUUGAUAACAGCACUUACGCGAUCUCUCAAGUUUGCUGUUGAUACAGACCUUGCGAAUCUGAAAGACACAUCGAAAGAUGAUUAUAACUUGGUAUCAACAUUAGCUCACACGUUGAUUUAUCUUUUUAACGAUGAAAAAAUUGGCAGCACCAUGUAUAGACUCGAAAGAGAUGGUGGAGAAAAGUGUGAAAGUAUGGAGGUAUUACUAUUUCUUGCUGCGUGUCAAAUGACAUUUAGUAUAGAUGCAUCCGAACUAGAAUCCAAAUGGGAAUGGGAUUUUGUUGCGAUUGGUUCAAUGUGUUUGGAUUUUUUUCAUUUGUACAAGGAAAGAUGCAUCUCUUUGCUGAAUCUCAAAACAUGGAACUCGAAUAGGGAAAGAGAGCUUAGUGUUGUACAUAGGAAGAUGAUUGCGGUUUUAGAUAUUAUCUCGAACCUACUACCUUAUGAACUUUUCAAAAAGACGUUAAAUUCCUACGAUUUUCUACAAGAAAUAAUAGAGUUUUUUAAAGUUGUUGAGUCAAACACAGAAAGAAAAAGGCUAAAAGAUUCCAGCGAAUUGGGACUUCACAAGAAAAGCUUUCCUCAUGCCAAGAUAAUUAUAGUGGAAAUAGUUACUUACUUGGUCCAUGGAGACUUCCACAACCAAGAGGUAGUGAGAGAGCACGAUGGGCUACAGUUAGUUUUGACCAAUUGCAACCUUGAUGUUAAUGAGCCGUUCAUAAGGGAGCGUUGUAUUUUGUGUUUGAAAUAUCUACUUGAGAACAAUCAGGGAAACCAAGCUUUUAUUGCAUCUUUAGAGGCUCAAAGGGUAGAGAUUGACAAGGAAAAGGAGAAAGUUCUUGAAAAAUGCGGUUACGAAGUGGACAUUGUAAAUGGGAAAGUACAACUUAAAACACAUCAGGGAGCGGAAACUCCUGGGACAGAGGAGAACAAGAUUGCAGAACUUUAACCAUUUGAAUGUGUAAGACUUGUAGAACAUGUAAAUAAUAGUAGAGCUACACGCUCUAAAAGAGAAAGAUAAAAAACUUCAGGCUGUGCGG